UUUAACACCCCAGUCACCAGACGGGCUACGGCCCAGAACAUGGAGCCGCUCCUCAACGCCACCGACUGUAACAGCACCGGCGCUCCCGGCAACUGCAGCGACGGCUUCAACCAGUUCAUCCAGCCGCCGUGGCAGGUCUCUCUGUGGGCUGUUGCCUACUGCAGCAUCGUCGUCGUGUCCGUGGUCGGCAAUAUCGUGGUGAUUUGGAUUAUUCUGGCGCACAGACUCAUGAGGACCGUCACCAACUACUUUCUGGUGAACUUGGCCUUCGCCGAGGCCACCAUGUCAGCAUUCAACACGGUGAUCAACUUUGCCUACGCCGUUCACAACGACUGGUACUUCGGCCCGGUUUACUGCCGCUUCCACAACUUCUUCCCCAUAGCGGCCAUCUUUGCCAGCAUUUACUCCAUGACGGCCAUCGCUCUGGACAGGUACACGGCCAUCAUCCACCCGCUGCAGCAGAGGUUGUCCUCCACGGAGACCCGGGUGGUGAUUGGGGUGAUCUGGACCCUGGCUCUGCUCCUAGCCUUCCCUCAAUACCACUACUCCACGACAGAGCCGCUGCCAGGACGGACGGUCUGCUUCAUAGACUGGCCUGAAUACGCCACCGUGGACUUCAGGAAAGUCUACUACAUGUGUGUGAUGCUGCUGAUCUACUUACUACCCCUGUGCAUCAUGGGAUGGGCGUACAUGACGGUGGGGGUCACCCUCUGGGCGAGUGAGAUUCCUGGAGAUUCGUCUGAUCACUACACAGAGCAGCUCAUCGCUAAACGCAAAGUGGUGAAGAUGAUGAUCGUGGUGGUUUGUACAUUCGCCAUCUGCUGGCUGCCCUACCACAUCUACUUCCUGCUGCACCAGUUCUUCCCCGAGCUGUUUGAGCAGCGCUUCAUCCAGCAGGUUUACCUGGCCGUCAUGUGGCUGGCCAUGAGCUCCACCAUGUACAACCCCAUCAUCUACUGCUGUCUCAACGGCAGGUUCAGGGCAGGUUUCCGGCAGGUCUUCUUUUGCUGUUCUCCACCUGCCGCCAAGGAUGAGCUGGAGCUCAAGUCUCCCCGUUUCCUUCAAGCCCAGAUGAGCAUAAGUCGAGUCAGUCGGAUGGAGACGGUUGUGUCCAUCACCGUAGAUCCUGCAGCCUCACAUCAGAAGCUUUCAGACCAGCCGUCCUGCACUCCUCCUCAGGUGGACGUCACAUCUAACAGUUCAGUCUCAGAAGCCACCCCCCCGAGCCCUCAGGUCUGCUCUCAGUAGGAGAAGACAACCCUGACGGAAACAUGGACAAACCUCGAACUGUCUCGACGCUCAGGACUGUCGAGCUGGUUGUGGUGUGGCCGGACUCUCGUGUCCCCUCAGCAACAGUGUCCCGUCCACUUCGAGACGCUGUGUUUGUGUUGCAUAGAAACAAGGGGACGGUGUGUGAAGGGUGUGCUUGAGCAGAGCCAGCACCUGUUGGACUGUAUUACUGGUACCCCCCCUUGUUUUGACAGUGUGGUGAGUAGGGUUCAGUUUGCAGCAGCCGGAUCAAAGGCCAGCUAAAUAUAGAGGACAGGACACGAGAAAAGAGACGGGAAUAGCAGCGCCAAGACUGGGGAGGGACAGGCAAGGACGGGAAGGAUUCACUGCCAAGGACCCGGGGGGACCGAUGUUCCAGACCUUCGAACUGGACUCCUCCUGUCCACAUUCAUCCCGUGGAAGGUGUUGCCUGAAAUAUUUGUCCGGGGGGGAGGGUCCGUAGAGCAACUGAUGAUAGAAGGAUAUCCCGUCAUUCAUGCACAGAGAAUUCAGCUGGUUCUGGAAAACCUUCCCUUUAUCAUUACAGAUUCCUUAGAACGGGCAGGAACCUGGCUUUUGUAGGGUAUAUUACAAGAUAAUAGGUAGAUAAUUCAUAAAACCUAUGAAUAUAUCUAAACAUAAACAUAAUUUCUGCAAACUAAUGAGACCAUAAAAUCAAGGAUCUUCCCAUUUACUUAUAAACAUACAAAUAACUUUAGAUUUAAACAUGCACAAAUUAAUUGGCAUUUUUCUGUCAAAGAAAAAACGUAUAAUGGUCAUUGAAAUAACAUGAAACUUGUCAUCAAUAAUUAUGCAUUUCCACUGAGAAAUAAAAAAACUGAAUCAUGAAAAACAAACUAAUGAAACUAUCUUGGACACAUGAGUUGGUUACUCUGGAGAAGAUGUCAGAUCAUGUUUCCAUGGUGACGGGUUGAGCUAGUGUCCUGUGAACAUCUCAGGUAAAGGCCGUGGGAAGAUGAUUUGGGUUGGGGGGUGGAAGAGAGGUUUCCAAGGAAAUAAAAGACAGCGACAUAUGGCCACAAUAUUUAGGGGGUAGGGGGUGGACCUAAAAACACUGCUCAGCUCGGCUCGGCUACUUAUAACAAACCGAGCACUUAUUGUGGAGCUGCAGUUACGUUAACCCUCCUCCAGUCAUGGAGGUGUCAUGGAUAUAAAACCUUUCAUGAGCGCAUUCAUGUCUGUAGCUACACAAUGUCUUUGUGGACAUUCAUCAGUGACAGAUGUGUCUCUUCUGUGUCAUAGUGUUCGGUAACCGCAUGUUUAAUCUCCUCAGAAUGGACAACGAGCGCUCCGAUGAGACCACUGAUGUUGGCAUACCACGACGAUUCAAGCUGCCAGGCGUAGCUUAAACAUGUGUGGCUACUUCGUACGAUGUCUGAUAACCACAAUGCACAGUGUUAUCAGACACGUUUUGAAAACUGUGUUAAACCAUCUACUUUGUGUAUACAAUAGGGGUGUAACAAUAUAUCGUGCCACGAAAUUUCGCGAUACAAAAACGUCACAAUACGUGUCGUGGAGGUGACAAAGUGUAUUGCGAUAUUGGGUUAUUAAUAUUAAUCUAUUGUGUUGACUAGAAACGCGCAUCCGACCGCGGCCGCGACCGCGACCGCAUCUCGACCCGCGGACCAAAAUCUUACUCCGCUCAGAAGAAACUAGUCCCAUUUUGUGGUCCCGUUUUGAGCUCUGAACUUUUACUUAUGUAAGGCUGGUGUAGAGUUAAGCCUUACCUUAUUAAAUUAAACAUUUUUCGGGUCGUGAGUAGGAUAAACACGGGGACAACUUCUGCUGAGCUCCAGUGUACUUUAAUGUCCGCUCAACAGUGUAGGAUUUUAGAACAUCAACACAGCAGCUAGUGCUGUAUCUAAAUCUAAAACAGACAGUAUUAACAACUACAGAUAAACUGACUAGUGUAAUUAUAGUCCCUGAUUUACAUCAGAAUAUAAAGAAUAUAUUUAUAAAAUAAUGAACCCUGAAUUACCAAAAUAACCUUAACAAAAAUAAAUCUCCUCUUACACUUAUAAGGUGAGCAUGAAUCAAUCUUUUUUAUGAUGUAAAAUUGUAUGUAUUUAUUUACUUUUAUUUAUUUAUUUAAUUUUAGUUGUUAAAUUAGAAAUAAAAAAGUCAAAUCAUACAUGAGAGAAACUAUUCAGUUUGUGGCAAAAUAUUUGUACUUGUAUGAAACUGAAGAUGCAUAAUGCAAACCUGACAUUUACUUUUAGUUCAGUUUGUGGAAAAUGGUUGGCCUGGCUUUCUCUUUAAAACGUAAACAGUUAUAAAGCAUUACAAACUGUAACAAUAGGGCAAACACACAGCAUUGUUUUGUAUUUUGUGUCUUUCAAAUAAAAGACAUUUUUUUUCCAGUCAUAUGUUCCUCAUUCAAGGUUGUUAAAAAAAUACUGCUAUAAUAUCGUAUUGUAUCGUUAUCGUGACUUCAAUACCGUGUAUCGUACCGUAUCGUGAGAUUAGUGUAUCGUUACACCCCUAGUAUACAACACAAUUUUACUUUUAUUAUUGCAUUUACUCUGUAGUUUUUUUGUCAACUGGUGGGUGUGCCACGACACACUAAUCCAGCAGGGGGUGCUACACCCCCACUUCCCAUGGCUAUGUCUCAGGUGUCUUCAGUCAGUCUUACUGUCUAAAGGGUCAAAUGUGUUUCUUUGCUGGUUGGUGUCAUGGUGUCCACCACACUGAAACUGGACCAGAGACAGUAAAGGAGACAGUUGUUUGAGAUCAUCAGGAAUUUCUAGAGACCAACACGUUGAAGACUAAAGGACCGUCUUCCAAGCAGAUGGAUGUUCCUGACUACAGGUGGAAGUUUUAUCCAGAAGUUCAGGCUUUGCAGGACUGUAGACAACCUUCCUGGAUGUGGACACAAGAGUACAACUGAUGACAAACUAAAGAGAUGAUAAUACGAAUGGACACUAAAGGGUCCAGAACAACUUCCAGAGAUGUUUCAUCACUGUUAGAACCAAGGAGGACCACCAAGGAGGACUCCACUGUUGAGACCAAGGUGGACCACCAAGGAGGACUCCACCAGAGAAAGACCAUCAGAAAAGCUUCUUUGGACAGUUGAGAAAAAACUGGAGCUUUUUGACAAGUCCCAUCAGCUCUACUGUAUGUCCACAGUUGUAAAAACAAGUCCUUCAAAGAAAAGAAGACCUCCAACAGGAUGAUGACCCAAAACACGCAACUAAAAAAUUAUAUUAUUGACCCUUUCUCAGCCUUCUGAUUGGUCCAUGACUGACCAAUCAGAAAAAUCAUUAUCCGUUGCUACAUUCGGGCAGAAUAUCCAGCUGGACAAAACAGCCAUCUCUCUCGUUCACAUCAAUGGAAAAAGCAUAGUUUUUACUUGCCUUGUAUAGAAAUUUAAAUCACUGGAUUAUUUUUUUUUUAAACUUUGUAUUUGUAAAAGGAACACUUCGGAGCACACUGCACAUAGUGUAGUGAGGGUGCAGCGUAUUUUUAACUGGCAGAAAUCCGAUCCGUACUUCCAAAACAAAAUCGGUUCUGCAGUAGGCUACAACCACAAAAGCGUUUAUUUAUUUAUUUAUUUAAAAAUGGUUAAGUGGUGUGCUUGGGGCACUUGUAAAAGUGACACCCGCUUUCUAGAGAAAAUCACUAGAAUACAUUUCAUCCCAAAACCAACUGUAAAUUAUGAAAAAUGUCUGCUUUGUAUAAAGCUAUGUGGACGGCCAGACUCACAGUUCAACCCUUCCACCGUGCUAUUAGCUAAACUAAUCAAAAGAUCUAGUUUUCAAAUGCUGGGGUCCGGAUCUGGACCUGUAACGAACCUCUCUCUCGUCCACACCUUUCACUCGCCCCUAUAAAUGAUAAAUUACUUGUUAAAUUAUACAAUUACACAGCUAUUGGACGUACAGGUGUCAGUACAGCUGAAUUUACUUCACAAAUCUCAGUUUCUCAGUCUUCAUGUAAAAAGUUCAAAUACGACUCAGGCUGCUGUUAUAAACCUUUUUCACUAUAAAACUGAAAAUACAAUAAAUAUUUCAGACAACUGUGAUGUGCAGAUGUUUAAGAUUCAUGGUCCAGGUAUACAGGAGACAUCUUUGAACCGUACAUCAAGUUAACUGUACAUCGUGCUGAUUGUAUCAUCUACACCUAAACAUCAAACGUAAAGUUGUGUAGUAAACCUGUUUCAUCUGUUGUGGGUUGUCUGUUGUGAGGUUAUAUGCCACCAUGUUUUUAUUGGCUUUAAAGUAGCUGCAGCAGGAGUGAAGCAGUGAAAGUGGUUUUAAGGUGUCAGUUCAGCCAAACUACAGUGAACUACUGUCUGUUCUGACAGUACUUUUUUUUAAGUUCUGCUGCUGGUCCGGAAAUUACACAUCCAGAAGCGGUACCAUGUAAGACCUACUCCCUGAUAGGAAGUUCUUUUAUUUUAUUUUGGUGAUCCGAACACUUUUAUGAGGUUCUGAAAACAGUGAUGUUGUUGUGGUGUUGCACCCUGACCCACUGCAGUAUUGCAGUAUUGUGACUUUCCCGUGUAUUAAUUUGGGAUGUUGUCAGUGUAUGAGGCAGACUUGCUUUUAAAUGUUGAAGUUGCCAUAUUCUGCUUUUCUAUGUUUUUCUAACUUAUCUACUGUAAUAUUAUGAUCAUUGACAUGAAGUAAGGCUGAAAUGUACAAUCCAAUU
This is a messenger RNA of Cololabis saira (Pacific saury), 5937 nucleotides long. Its product is annotated as substance-P receptor-like. The coding region runs from base 40 to 1248 and encodes 402 amino acids. NCBI's taxonomy places the organism in Eukaryota, Metazoa, Chordata, Actinopteri, Beloniformes, Belonidae. Gene Ontology annotation, molecular function: substance P receptor activity. Gene Ontology annotation, cellular component: plasma membrane; sperm midpiece. The record is from RefSeq and is a predicted model, not a curated record. The transcript has 7 exons. Gene Ontology annotation, biological process: G protein-coupled receptor signaling pathway; positive regulation of flagellated sperm motility.